Molecule: messenger RNA, 1224 nt
Organism: Brachypodium distachyon (stiff brome)
Lineage: Eukaryota; Viridiplantae; Streptophyta; Magnoliopsida; Poales; Poaceae
Exons: 1
Coding region: 1-1224 (407 amino acids)
Source: RefSeq, a predicted model, not a curated record
AUGGAUCGGGACCUCCCUUUUCACAGGUCUUAUCCAGUGGAUUCGGAUGACGAUGGUCCCGAGGAAGAAGUUGAUGAGGAUGGGUUCACAGCAGAAGAAGCCAAAGUUCAUGAGAAGGUGUUAGGCCGUGAUCAUCGGAUACCAUUGUUCCAUGAUAUGAGUUUUGCAGAUGAUGCCGUUGUUGACGGCGAUGAGGGUAAUGCGCUUGGACCAAGACCCAUUUCAUACCGUGAUAUGAAUGAGGAUGAGUAUGUCAUUGAGUCCGGAAUGAGGUUCCGAACCCUGUUGGAAUAUAAGGUAUGGAUAAAGGAGUACUCGGUUACGUAUCAUCAUCCAUACAAGGUAAUUCAUGCCGACACGAAGCUUCGUUACACGGUUAAAUGUGUUGAAGAUGGUUGUCCAUGGAUUGUGCGUGCAAGACCAUUGAAAGGAGGGCCUGAAUGGCACAUUUCAAGUUGUUGUGCAACUCACAUGUGCAAAGGAAAAAACAUAGAUGCCAAGGAUGUGAAAAUAGAUCACCGCCAACUGACCUUGGAAUUCAUCGGUUACAAGCUUUCCAAUUCCAUAAAGUCACUUCCGACAAUGUCAAUCAAAGAAGUAAUCGAACUUGUGGAGGCUCUUUUUCAUUACAAGGUGAAGUACGAGAAGGCAUGGAAGGCCAAGCAAGCCGCAUUCAAGAUGUUGUAUGGUGAUUGGGAGAAAGCAUACAACCGGCUCCCUAGGUUGUUGGGAGCCAUGGCUCAUACCAACCCAGGCAUGGUUCAUGUGGUAGAGCCUUUUGGCCUAAGAACUAGAAUUUACAACGGUGCAAAUGUCCGAGUCUUUGGCCGUGCAUUCUGGGCUUUCGAGCAGUGCAUAAGGGGUUUUCAGCACUGCAUGUCGGUCAUCUCCGUGGAUGGCACGUUCCUGACCGGAAAAUUCAAGGACACUCUCUUGGUUGCAAUAGCUAAUGAUGCGAACAACCGGCUGUUUCCACUGGCUUUUGCUUUGGUUUCUGCAGAGAAUAACGAUAAUUGGGCAUGGUUCAUAGGGCUAUUGAGAACGAAGGUUAUACCUCCACAAAUGGAAGUUUGUGUCAUCUCAGAUCACCACCAAGGCAUCCUCAAUGCAAUGGAGGUUCAUUUGGCGGGAUUUGCUCCAUUGCAUCAUCGAUGGUGCAUGAGGCAUUUUGUUGCCAACUUUUACAGGGCUUGUAAGAAGCUGGAGUUGUCGGAUUAUCUUUAG